Letharia columbiana is the source of this 3213-nucleotide messenger RNA. RefSeq lists its product as uncharacterized. Gene Ontology annotation, cellular component: cytoplasm. The record is from RefSeq and is a predicted model, not a curated record. NCBI's taxonomy places the organism in Eukaryota, Fungi, Ascomycota, Lecanoromycetes, Lecanorales, Parmeliaceae. The transcript is spliced from 3 exons. Gene Ontology annotation, molecular function: protein serine/threonine kinase activity; ATP binding. Gene Ontology annotation, biological process: actin filament organization; actin cortical patch assembly; protein autophosphorylation. Bases 1 to 3213 code for a protein of 1070 amino acids.
AUGUCUACGGUCUUUAACCCUCCACCUUUCGCCGCCCCUGUUCGACAGCCUGUAUAUGCUGCAGCUCCUGCCGCGGUUGUGGUCCCCGCGAUACCAAGUGGGACUUUCGUACCUGGCACAAAAGUCCAGGUGGGCGGGCACAGAGUGGUCAUAGAGAAGUAUCUAUCUGAGGGAGGUUUCGCUCAUGUCUACCUCGUACGGCUACCAAAACCGGUGGAUGGAGAUGAUGGUGCGGUUCUCAAAAGAGUUGCUGUACCCGACAAGGAGGCUUUGGCCAGUAUGCGGACAGAGGUAGAAACAAUGAAGAAGCUGAAGGGCCGCCGUCAAAUCGUCAACUACAUUGAUUCUCACGCUUCGCAAUUGAAAGGAGGGGGCUAUGAAGUAUUUCUACUUAUGGAAUAUUGUAACGGCGGAGGAUUGAUUGACUUCAUGAAUACUCGUUUACAGAAUCGCCUCACCGAGCCCGAGGUCCUAAAAAUCUUCUCAGAUGUUGCCCUUGGCGUGGCAUGCAUGCAUUACCUCAAACCGCCCCUCCUACAUCGAGAUCUGAAGGUCGAAAACGUCCUCAUCACAGUUUCCGGCUCCACGCGGCGUUACAAGCUCUGUGAUUUCGGGUCAACUGCUCCUCCAAGGCCCGCUGCUACAAGCGCAGUUGAGGGUAGAUUGAUCGAGGAUGACGUGCAGAAAAACACUACGUUGCAAUAUCGAAGCCCUGAAAUGAUCGAUGUCUACCGGAAGCAGCCCAUAGAUGAGAAGAGUGAUAUCUGGGCGCUUGGGGUAUUGUUAUACAAGCUCUGCUACUACAAGACACCAUUUGAGGAACAGGGGCAGAUGGCGAUACUCAAUGCGAGCUUCAAAUUCCCAGGGUAUCCGUCAUUUUCCGAUCAAAUAAAGAAGCUGAUAGCUCAAAUGCUCAGGGAGAAUCCGCAACAGCGGCCUAACAUAUAUCAGGCAAUACGCGAGGUGUGCCUGAUACGAGGCACAGAUAUCCCAAUCAAAGAUAUAUAUUCUGGCCGGACGCAGUCGGGUGUUCAACGGAACCAACAUCUACCUUCCCCUGAACCAAACCUCACUUCCCCACCUAUGGUAGGCGCUUUCAAAGCGCCUCUCGUUGAAGAGAAACAGACCAUACCAGACAUCACUCCAAUGCGCCGUGGAAGGCCCACCAAAGCUGGUGCAGAUCACAAGCCUAAACCAAGUCCAUCUCCAUUAAGAGCUGUCGCGAACGACCCUUUCGUUGCCCUCGACGCGGCUCCAACCACUUUACCUGAACCGCCGGUCCCAGAUGACCCUUCAGUACGAUUCCCUCCUCUGGACGAGUUCUCAUUGCUUCAUGACUCCGGAAGCAAGUUUGCAUUUGAUGCUGAAGCAAAGAGCAAGCCUCCAAAAGACAUCAGUCAACGCGUGACCGAUGCGUUAGCAGACGAUGCCUUUGCUCAGCCGAAAGCAAGCACCAAAACUCCCAUUCAAACGCCGUCAAAACCUCAUGCACAUACUCCGAGCCUCGAAGUAAAGCCAAAGCCUACCGUCGAUGAUAUGGCAAAGUCGAAAGCCAUUCCGUACCCCAAGCGUCAAGACUCAGCUCCUCAAAGACCUACAAUGGUAUCAAUUGGUACCAUGACAUCGCCAUCUCCACCUUCCCCCACCUUACAGAACACCGCCAAUUCCCAUCGUCCAAUUUUUCGCUUUCCCCCUUCUUCUCCAACUCACCGGUCCUCAAGCCAGCCAAGAGUAUCUGAUGCACCGGAGUUGGAAGUUACUUCCUUUCAGACUGAUGGUGUGGGCCAAAAGCGGCCCAACUUCCUUGACCAUAGAUCUAAAUCCCAAAUCUUGAAUGAAGAGUCCUCAAAGGCCUACCAACCCUCACUUGAGGUGAGGCAUCGGUCUGCGUUCCUUAGUGGUGUAGAUGUCACGGUUCAGCGGUCGAAGUCGGCAAAUUCGAAAGCGAGACCGUCGAGCGUCCAAACACCGUCAAAGCCAAACCUCUUGCGCAGACUAUCUCGGGAGAAAUCUAAACUCGAGGAACCAAAUCAGGAAUCAGUCAAUGCUCCACUUCUGACCUCGGCCUUGACAGGAGAAGCGAGUGAUGGAGAGGAAGCAGUCAGAAUAGACUCCGACGUGGACUUUCUGAAGGCCAUGGAAGAGGAAGAUGCCUCGAAGCGGAAGGAGAAACGGAUUAGCAGCGGAUCAAGGCACAUAAAGAGGGCUAGCAUGCCAUCAGUAUCGCUGUCAGGGACCAAAUCCCUCCUCGCUGGCCGAUUUGGAGAGGCUUUCCGGCGCUUUGAGACAAACACUGGAGCUCCGGAACAACGAGACUCAAGCCGUUCACCUGUGCGUGGAAACGAUCUCACGCCAAUCGCAGGCUCUGAGGCAACAGACGGUAGGAGUGAUGAUGGUAAUGCUCUCGAAGAGUCUGAAGAGGUUCCUCCAGAGAUGCGGCGAGAACUCGAGCGGCGCCGACUGUCCCAGGAGGAGAAACGGGUCGCUGAUGCUGCGGCUGCUUACCGACAACGUCUUGCUGAAGGUGGUGACGAUGGCAAACGGCGGCCGGCCGGGUUGAACAACAAGGCUGCUUCUAUUCAAAGCAAAGUCCAGUCGCUGCUUGAUGAAAGCGGCAGAGCUUCACCAUCACCAACAAAGACUGCAUCAGGAUAUGGCCACUUCACAGAUUCCUCAGACGAGCAGCCAGUUCGACAAGCUCAGCCCGUCCAUCCGCCUCGAACCACCUCUCGUCAGACACCAGCACAUCCAUCGGAUGGCUUAAGUUCCCAAAUGCGACCACAAUCGAAACCCCUACCUGACAUGCCUCCAACCGUUGGCCGACCCAAUCUAUCCUUGUCGAAUCGACCACCGCUCCUCCAGAACCUUCCCCGUCACAGCGCGCCUGCAACCGAACAGCCAUUCACCCGCCCUACUGGCCCACCCAAGCCGCAACCGAAACCUCAAAUCCUCCGGACGGGCGACAGACCGCCAUCACCUGCCAAACCUCCAUCUCUCGUCGCCAGGAAACCGCUUCCUUCGCGGCUGCAACAGCAGCAAUCACUUCCUGAGACAUCGUCGUUGGACGCUGCCGACGAUGACUGGGAAACCACUUUCAGUAAACGCUACCCUGACCUCUCCGGCUUGGAAAUGGUAGAGACAGAGAUUGAUGGUGGGGCUGGAGGUACAAGCACGCAAGGCAGUGGGAAGGAAAUGAGGGUUAGGGAUGUUUAG